AUGCAACAUGAUGAAAACAGUACCAUUGAUGACAAUGAAUUCGUUAGUGAUUCAGAUUAUGCCAUGAAUGCAAUAGAGAUCGACGAGACUAUUUCAUACAAGUGCGGCUGUAGUUUUGAGGACAGUGAGAGUGAAGCUCAUGUUUAUGAUAGCAGCAGAAUUGGUAGCAAUAUCUUUAGAAAAGCCGAGUUGAUGAGUAUUCAUCUCUCUCAAUUGAUGCUUCAACACAGAAUUUCCAGAGCAGCUUACAGAGACAUUGUCCAAUUUAACCUGGGGCUAAGAUCAGCCACAGUAAAACUAUUGAUGCUUUGCUUAAGUCCAAGUCAAGUGUCAAGGGCUAUGAGUAUGAUGUCUGUCCUAGUGGUUGCCAAUUGUAUGGGAUUAAUGACAAUCAAGAAUCUUGUGUUGACUGCAGCAAACCGCGAUACAAAACUGAUCCAGAGCAAACUCAUGUCAGUCGGUAAUAUGUUUUCUCAAAUGCUGGCUGAUCCAGCUACAAGAGAACUCCUCCAUUACAGGGCAAACCCGGAAUCUGUAGCUGGUCAGCUCACCAAUGUUUUUGAUGGUGACAGUUACAAGCAGCUGAUGCAGCAAAACCUGUUCUCAAAUCCUGACGGUAUUGCUAUUGAGUUGUAUACUAAUGGUUUCGUUAACCAAAAAAAGGGCAAGAGUUUGUACACCAUUGUUCAUGCUGUUGUAUUCAACCUUGACCCAUCAAUAAGAUAA
Messenger RNA from Phycomyces blakesleeanus NRRL 1555(-), 726 nucleotides. RefSeq lists its product as hypothetical. The record is from RefSeq and is a predicted model, not a curated record. The transcript has 4 exons. NCBI's taxonomy places the organism in Eukaryota, Fungi, Mucoromycota, Mucoromycetes, Mucorales, Phycomycetaceae. The coding region runs from base 1 to 726 and encodes 241 amino acids.